AUGCGGACGAUCGCGGAGAAAGCGGAAGGUUUACAACAGUUAAUGGAAAGUUUGAAUUCUACGUGCAAGAAGUACGGAAUAGAACUGAACGCUAAGAUGACGAAGGAAAUCAGAGCAAGAAUAGGAAUGGCAAUGAACGUGUUCUACCAGCAUAAAGAAUUGAUAGACCGCAACAUCACCCUCCAGACUAAGAUACAAAUUCUGAGUCUAUACAUAUUACCAGUUGCAGCGUAUGAGUCAGAGUGUUGGACAAUGAACAAAGAAGCACAGAGAAGGAUAACAGCAUUGGUAAUGUGGUGUCUAAGAAGAAUGUUGAAGACAAGCUGGAAGGACAAAGUUAAGAAAGUUGUUCUUGAGAAGGCUAACAGCAAGGAUAGGUGGCUGAAUCAAAUUGCAAGGAGGAAGAUGAAGUUUGCGGGACACGUUCUUAGGGACUCGGCUGAGGAUUUGGAGUUGCUGGUGUUGGAAGGAUUGGUGGAAGGGAAGAGAGAUGGGGGGAGACAGAGAGGCACCUGCUUCGACAACAUCAGGGAAUGGGCUAGAGCUGGGUCGUAUGUGGAAUGCAAGAGGAAAGCGGAAGAGCGAGGUCUUUGGAGGCCUUUGCAACCAACCAUCGGAUGGAAGACGAGUAAAGAGCCCGGUGAUGCGUAUCUUUUGCCUCCUGGUUACGUCAACAUUAGAUCCUCAAUAACAACAAAAACAAAAACGUAA
This is a messenger RNA of Penaeus indicus, 711 nucleotides long. RefSeq lists its product as uncharacterized. Lineage: Eukaryota; Metazoa; Arthropoda; Malacostraca; Decapoda; Penaeidae. The transcript is spliced from 3 exons. The coding region runs from base 1 to 711 and encodes 236 amino acids. The record is from RefSeq and is a predicted model, not a curated record.